Macaca mulatta (Rhesus monkey) is the source of this 6420-nucleotide messenger RNA. It is a transcript of the gene STAT6, whose product is annotated as signal transducer and activator of transcription 6. Gene Ontology annotation, biological process: regulation of DNA-templated transcription; signal transduction. Lineage: Eukaryota; Metazoa; Chordata; Mammalia; Primates; Cercopithecidae. The record is from RefSeq and is marked provisional. Gene Ontology annotation, molecular function: DNA-binding transcription factor activity; DNA binding.
CGGGCUGGGGCAGCCACUGCUUACACUGAAGAGGGAGGACGGGAGAGGAGUGUGUGUGUGUGUAUGUAUGUGUGUGUUUUAUUUUAUUUUUCUUUUUGGUGAUGGUGGUGGAAGGGGGGAGGUGCUAGCAGGGCCAGCCUUGAACUCGCUGGACAGAGCUACAGACCUAUGGGGCCUGGCAGUGCCCGCUGAGAAAGGGAGAAGACAGCAGAGGGGUUGCCUCCGAGGCAACCUCCAAGUCCCAGAUCAUGUCUCUGUGGGGUCUGGUCUCCAAGAUGCCCCCAGAAAAAGUGCAGCGGCUCUAUGUCGACUUUCCCCAACACCUGCGGCAUCUUCUGGGUGACUGGCUGGAGAGCCAGCCCUGGGAGUUCCUGGUCGGCUCAGACGCCUUCUGCUGCAACAUGGCUAGUGCCCUACUUUCAGACACUGUCCAGCGCCUUCAGGCCUCGGCGGGAGAGCAGGGGGAGGGGAGCACCAUCUUGCAACACAUCAAUACCCUGGAGAGCAUAUAUCAGAGGGACCCCCUGAAGCUGGUGGCCACUUUCAGACAAAUACUUCAAGGAGAGAAAAAAGCUGUUAUGGAACAGUUUCGCCACUUGCCAAUGCCUUUCCACUGGAAGCAGGAAGAACUCAAGUUCAAGACAGCCCUGCGGAGGCUGCAGCACCGAGUAGGGGAGAUCCACCUUCUUCGAGAAGCCCUGCAGAAGGGGGCUGACGCUGGCCAAGUGUCUCUGCACAGCUUGAUAGAAACUCCUGCUAAUGGGACUGGGCCAAGUGAGGCCCUGGCCCUGCUACUACAGGAGACCACUGGAGAGCUGGAGACAGCCAAGGCCCUAGUGCUGAAGAGGAUCCAGAUUUGGAAACGGCAGCAGCAGCUGGCAGGGAAUGGCGCACCCUUUGAGGAGAGCCUGGCCCCACUCCAGGAGAGGUGUGAGAGCCUGGUGGACAUUUAUUCCCAGCUACAGCAGGAGGUAGGGGCGGCUGGUGGGGAGCUUGAGCCCAAGACCCGGGCAUCGCUGAUUGGCCGGCUGGAUGAAGUCCUGCGAACCCUCGUCACCAGUUGUUUCCUGGUGGAGAAGCAGCCGCCCCAGGUACUGAAGACUCAGACCAAGUUCCAGGCUGGAGUUCGAUUCCUGUUGGGCUUGAGGUUCCUGGGGGCCCCAGCCAAGCCUCCACUGGUCAGGGCUGACAUGGUGACAGAGAAGCAGGCGAGGGAGCUGAGUGUGCCUCAGGGUCCUGGGGCUGGAGCAGAAAGCACUGGAGAAAUCAUCAACAACACUGUGCCCUUGGAGAACAGCAUUCCUGGGAACUGCUGCUCUGCCCUGUUCAAGAACCUGCUUCUCAAGAAGAUCAAGCGGUGUGAGCGGAAGGGCACUGAGUCUGUCACAGAGGAGAAGUGCGCUGUGCUCUUCUCUGCCAGCUUCACACUUGGCCCCGGCAAACUCCCCAUCCAGCUCCAGGCCCUGUCUCUGCCCCUGGUGGUCAUCGUCCAUGGCAACCAAGACAACAAUGCCAAAGCCACCAUCCUGUGGGACAAUGCCUUCUCUGAGAUGGACCGCGUGCCCUUUGUGGUGGCUGAGCGGGUGCCCUGGGAGAAGAUGUGUGAAACUCUGAACUUGAAGUUCAUGGCUGAGGUGGGGACCAACCGGGGGCUGCUCCCAGAGCACUUCCUCUUCCUGGCCCAGAAGAUCUUCAAUGACAACAGCCUCAGCAUGGAGGCCUUCCAGCACCGUUCUGUGUCCUGGUCACAGUUCAACAAGGAGAUCCUGCUGGGCCGUGGCUUCACCUUUUGGCAGUGGUUUGAUGGUGUCCUGGACCUCACCAAACGCUGUCUCCGGAGCUACUGGUCUGACCGGCUGAUUAUCGGCUUCAUCAGCAAACAGUACGUUACUAGCCUUCUUCUGAACGAGCCCGACGGAACCUUUCUCCUCCGCUUCAGCGACUCAGAGAUUGGGGGCAUCACCAUUGCCCACGUCAUCCGGGGCCAGGAUGGCUCUCCACAGAUAGAGAACAUCCAGCCAUUCUCUGCCAAAGACCUGUCCAUUCGUUCACUGGGGGACCGAAUCCGGGAUCUUGCUCAGCUCAAAAACCUCUAUCCCAAGAAGCCCAAGGAUGAGGCUUUCCGGAGCCACUACAAGCCUGAACAGAUGGGUAAGGAUGGCAGGGGUUAUGUCCCAGCUACCAUCAAGAUGACCGUGGAAAGGGACCAGCCACUUCCUACCCCAGAGCUCCAGAUGCCUACCAUGGUGCCUUCUUAUGACCUUGGAAUGGCCCCUGAUUCCUCCAUGAGCAUGCAGCUUGGCCCAGAUAUGGUGCCCCAGGUGUACCCACCACACUCUCACUCCAUCCCCCCGUAUCAAGGCCUCUCCCCAGAAGAAUCAGUCAAUGUGUUGUCAGCCUUCCAGGAGCCUCACCUGCAGAUGCCCCCCAGCCUGGGCCAGAUGAGCCUGUCCUUUGACCAGCCUCACCCCCAGGGCCUGCUGCCAUGCCAGCCUCAGGAGCAUGCUGUGUCCAGCCCUGACCCCCUGCUCUGCUCAGAUGUGACCAUGGUGGAAGACAGCUGCCUGAGCCAGCCAGUGAGAGCGUUUUCUCAGGGCACUUGGAUUGGUGAAGACAUAUUCCCUCCUCUGCUGCCUCCCACUGAACAGGACCUCACUAAGCUUCUCCUGGAGGGGCAAGGGGAAUCGGGGGGAGGGUCCUUGGGGGCCCAGCCCCUCCUGCAACCCUCCCACUAUGGGCAACCUGGGAUCUCAAUGUCCCACAUGGACCUAAGGGCCAACCCCAGUUGGUGAUCCCAGCCGGGAGGGAGAACCCAGAGAGACAGCUCUUCUACUACCCCCACAGACCUGCUCUGGACACUUACUCAUGCCCUGCCAAGCAGCAGAUGGGGAGGGUGCCCUCCUAUCCCCACCUACUUCUCGGUCAGGAGGAAAAGACAGGAGAAUGCACGGUGGGUGGAGCCAAUCCACUCCUUCCUUUCAUCAUUCCCCUGCCCACCUCCUUCCAGCACUGACUGGAAGGGAAGUUCAGGCUCUGAGACACGCCCCAACAUGCCCGCACCUGCAGCGCGCACACGCACGCACACACACAUACAGAGCUCUCUGAGGGUGAUGGGGCUGAGCAGGAGGUGGGCUGGGUAGGAGUACAGGUUAGGGCAUGGAAGGCUUCUCCGCCCACUCUGACCCAGGGCCUAGGAUGGUUAGGCAGGAACAUACAGACACAUUUACGCUAGAGGCCAGGGAUAGAGGAUAUUGGGUCUCAGCCCUGGGGGAAUGGGAAGCAGCUCAAGGGACCCUGGAUGGAGCACAGGAGGGGUCUGGACAUGUGGUUACCAAUACAAGUUUUGCCCUGAUUAAAAAAUCUCCCAAAGCCCCAAAUUCCUGUUAGCGAGGUGGAGGCUUCUGAUAUGUGUAUGAGACUAUGCAAAAGUACAAGGGCCGAGUUUCUUCAUGUAUAGCUGUGUGAACGUGUAUGUACCUAAGAUAUGUUAAUGUAUAGCUGGCAUGUUAGUUGCAUGACCACAUAGAACAUGUGUCUGCUUUUGCCUGUUUGACAACACAAAUUUGGGAGUGUGAGACAUUGCACAGAAGACAGCAGCAAGUGUGCUGGCCUCUCUGACAUAUGCUAACCCAAAAAUACUCUGAAUUUGGAGUCUGACUGUGCCCAAGUGGGUCCAAGUGGCUGUGACAUCUACAUAUGGCUCCAUAUCUCCAAUGCUGCCUGGGAGCCAGGGUGAGAGUCUGGGUCCAGGCCUGACCAUGUGGCCCUCCAGUGUAUGAAGGAGCCCUGCCUGCUGUAUCUUCUCUGUUGCCCUAUCCACUGCCAGCUUCCCUUCACUCCCCCAUCCCAUGUCACCGUUUCUCCCUCUCGAGGCAGGGGUCAUAGAUCCUAAGCCAUAAAAUAAAUUUUAUUCCAAAAUAACAAAAUAAAUAAUCUACUGUACACAAUCUGAAAAGAAAGACGCUCUAACUGCUCAGAUAGGUGCUGCGGUCCAGCCCCCAGCUGGAGGAGACCCUGAGUCCAACCCAGGCCUCCCAAGGGGGCCAGUGAAGGGAUCCCACACCCACCGCCCCCAUGUAGGGCAGGAGGGAGGAAAUUGCAAAGGACUUGGGGGAUAGAUGGGAAUGGGAGGGCAAACUGCAGCACUUGUUAAAUUAAAGAAACAAACCAGAAGCACAAAAACGGGGAAGGAGAGGGAAGAAGGAGCAGGUCCAGUGUUCCCAGGCCCCCAAUUCUGGGGGCAAAUGUUGCCACUUUUAGCUGCUGGACCUUCCCAGGGAAGUCCCCCUUUCCCCCUUGUCCAAACUGAGUCCAACUGCUCACACCACUGGUGCAAACCUAAAGAGAAUGGGAGUGUGUCGUGUGAGGGAGGGGAGAACCCCAGAUGCCCUUGGAGGCAGAGUCCUUGCCCCCUCGCUCUGGGCAGGGGUGAGGGCACCACGCACCCUCCUUGUGUCCUCUCUCCAGGCCCCUGCUUGUUAUUGCUUGAAGCCCCACAGUCUUAUGCCCAUGGAGCAGGUGGGGAGGCAGGAGAAGGGCAGAGGAAGGAUCCAGGGUUGUGACUAUAUUCCGGGGAUGGAGAGCAUGGGGGUCUGUGUGAGCCAGAAGUCUGAGGUCCUGGGUCUGAAGACACCAGUCCACCCCUCACUGCCGGCUGGCCUCAGCCUCCACUUUCACGCUGCUCCUGCGACCCUCCACCAGUGCGGGAUGGGGUCCUGGGGCAGGACAUCUGUCCAGCAGCCCUUCCUCGAACUCUGCGAGAGGUGGCUUCGCAGGCACACAGGGGCUGAGGCGGCCCACGCGGUCGUGUGAGACGAGGCGGGCGAGCCGCAGCCCCUCGUCCAUCAGUGUCUGCUGCAGGAUGUGGCGGCUCCAUAGCCCAUGGGCUGGCAAUGCCAGAGGCAGGUCAGCAGGGGGCGGCGUCAGCCUUGGACAUGACCCCACAGCCUGCAAAUGUCCAUCCAGACUCUCCCCAGACAGGCUGGCGCUGUCCUCCUCCAGGCUGGGGCGGUAUGGGGGUGCAUAGGACUCAGGGCCUGGGGGAGGCUGCUGGAUUUCAGGGUGACUCUGUUCUCCAACCUCUUGUUUCAGCUUCUUCAGUGGAGGGCCUCCCAGUUCUUCAGGGUGGAGCCUGGAGCCCUUCAAGGAGGACAAGUAGGUGCUCUCUCGGGCUACUUGGCGGGACAAAGAGAAGAGCUCCACUCUCCGCAAUAAGAGUGUGUUGUCCCUCAUGCAGAACUGGGCAGCAGCCUCAUUGAUGGUGAGCUCGUGCAGGCUGAGCUGCUUGCCCUCCCGCCGCUUAGAGUCGAAACGGCCAUAGAUGAUGCUGUAUUUGCGGAUCUCCUCUUCCUUCUGGCUGUCGUUAUCAUCCAUCUCAAAGAUGUGCCCAACGCUCCGUGCCAGCUUCUUAUUCAGCUUUAGCAGGGAUGUGACCUCCCCAGCAUCCCCCCUUGGGAAGCUCCGGAAGAUCCUCUCCACACUUUCCACCACCAUGCGUACCAUCUCUGGCUCCAGUCGGUCUGGUCCACCCCCAGUCCCACCUGCUGCCAGCCCCCCAGCCCCAGUCCCCUCAGGGACUCCUCCCCCUGCAGGGGGGGAGAAGGGGGGCGAGCCAGCCUCCUCUUCUCCUCCUGCCCCAACGUCCGACUCUGGAGUGCUCCGGCCUGGCCAGAUCCGGGGGUCCCCUGCCCCAGGUCCCCCAGGCAGUGGUGAUAGCUUCUCUCCAAGUUCAAGGGGGCUCUUGGGGCUAAAACUGCGGGCACUGCCUGCCUUUUCCCCAGGGCUGCCAUGGCCAUUGCUCAUGCUCCCUUUCCGGGUACCCGCAGUCUCAGAGAUCUUGAAGAGCGGGAUGCUGGAGACGGGAACAGCAGGCACUGGUUGACUGAAGAGCCCUGGAUUGGUGGCCCACUCUCUCAGUGCCUUCUGCAGGCGCCGGACAUGGAGGGGCUUGGUGGCCAUGCCCACAAGUGCCAUGAUCUCCAGAAACUCCUCCUCACCCGCCUCACACAGCUGCUGCACGUCGUCCCCUCCCUGCUGGAUGAAGGUCUCAUAGUAGGAAAGGAGGUUGGCACGCUGCAGGACCCGGUACAGCUGCAGCUCCCCCAGCGUCCGAGGCAGUGCCAUGGCUCGGGCACUGGGCUUGAGUCUGGGCUGCAGGGUCCGGCGGGCGCUCUCCCCUCCGCCCGGCGGCUGCUCGGCUGUGGGGGAAGGCGCUCUGUGCAUGGACGGCCGGAGACCACCCGGGUUGCUCUUCUCGGUGCCCAGCGCUCGGCGCCUGCUGCGUGCUGCACUCUGCCCCGCGCACGAUGCCGUGUCCACCGCUGUCCAGGCUCUGUCCCUCCCUCCACGUCUUCUCUCUCCGAGCCUCCGCGCCUCUGUCUGUGCCUCUGCCCCCCCCACCCUCCCCGGCUGCGCUCGCCG